Lampris incognitus (smalleye Pacific opah) is the source of this 3004-nucleotide messenger RNA. RefSeq lists its product as uncharacterized. The record is from RefSeq and is a predicted model, not a curated record. The coding region runs from base 1256 to 2449 and encodes 397 amino acids. The transcript has 2 exons. NCBI's taxonomy places the organism in Eukaryota, Metazoa, Chordata, Actinopteri, Lampriformes, Lampridae.
CCGGAGACAUGGCGGACGGCCAAACGACGCGGGACGGACGGGCGGCGGGGGGGUCCCGGCGGGCGCGGAAAGGUGACAUAUGCUAAUUCGGAGACGGACGGUGGUUUGACGAUGGACUUUACCAAAAGCUGUCAAACACAACCGGCGGGCUGGCCUGGUGUGUGCUGAGACUGGAUUCAACAGACAGCCCAGGUUUGGCUUCAUGUGUGACCUGUUACACUACCUGGUGGACCCGGACCCCCGAGAGAAGAGAAGGUUCGUCUUUUGUGGAGAAAAACAACUGACAUGAAACCCAGUCCGGCUUUCAAUUGGUUGUUUUUGUGCUGCAAAAUGUGCUGUCCAGACUGGUAAAGACACUAAUUGGUAGGCGUAUAAGAUGAAAUUCCUCAUUAAAACUUCUCUCUCUGGCCAUUUUUCAGUCAUUUGAUGCAGGUUUGUAUCACCAAAUAAAAAAAAAUAAAAAAAAGUUUGUCAACAGUGUAGGUGGGGUUUAUAUGAACAUGUGUGAGCUUCCUUUCCUAAUGUUAGCAUGAUAAGGCUAACAGUGAACUGGAUCAGGCCUGACUUCCCCAUGUGCUUGCGUGGUCCGAGGGUAUAUAGUUUGAAAAUACCGAUGGUCUCAGGUUUAUGCAUCACAAAAGACAGGGGGGUAAUGUGAUUAUAUCUUGUGCUGGAUUUGCGGUGGCCUGCUGACCCCGGGUAGCCGGCAGAUACAGUUCAAGAACAUCACUGAAAUCCUCCACGUUUCCUUUACUCUCUUGAAAAUGCUGAAUCCUUUUUCGUGGCGUUUACAAAGUAGUACAGUACAUCCCAUAACAGAAAGCAAGGACCCAAAUCAUACACAACUGCAAAAAAUAUAUAUUUUUAAGUAGAAAACAUCCUGGGUAAUGCAUAAGGGACUUGAAUUAUCAACACUAUGCAAGAUAAAAGCAUCGCAGCAAAUAAUACAUAUCUGAUUGAAUGUUACAGAGACAAACAAACAGUAGCACAGGCAUGUAGAGACGGGCUGGACGUGGUGAGAGGGCACUGUCUUGACUACACAGAUUUCCUUGUGCUUUUCCAUGCUGUCUUCAUACACUCACAUUAAACUGGUACACGGCUGUUUCAAUAAGGCCGCAAAUACAGGUGAAAACAACCCGGCAAAAAAAAAAAAAAAAAAAACAUCCCCAGCACGUCCCCUAAAGGUCCUCUCCGAACGUCCGGUGUCCACAACAUCCCCGGGACAUCCCGGGGACGUCUAGAAGACCUUCCCCUAAUGUCCCCUGGACAUUACAGGACGUCCCGCAAUAACGUCCCUGGAAUGUCUAGAGGACUUUCCCCUAACGACCCUGUAAUGUCCUCGGGACGUUACAGGGCCGUCCUGCAACAACAUCCCCGGGAUGUCACGGGGACGUCAGAAGGACGUUCCCCUAACGUCCCUGUAAUGUCCUCGGGACGUUACAGGGUCGUCCUGCAACAACAUCCCUGGGAUGUCACGGGGACGUCAGGAGGACGUUCCCCUAACGACCCUGUAAUGUCCUCGGGACGUUACAGGGUCGUCCUGCAACAACAUACCCGGGAUGUCACGGGGACGUCAGGAGGACGUUCCCCUAACGUCCCUGUAAUGUCCUCGGGACGUUACAGGGUCGUCCUGCAACAACAUCCCCGGGAUGUCACGGGGACGUCAGGAGGACGUUCCCCUAACGACCCUGUAAUGUCCUCGGGACGUUACAGGGUCGUCCUGCAACAACAUCCCCGGGAUGUCACGGGGACGUCAGAAGGACGUUCCCCUAACGACCCUGUAAUGUCCUCGGGACGUUACAGGGCCGUCCUGCAACAACAUCCCCGGGAUGUCACGGGGACGUCAGGAGGACGUUCCCCUAACGACCCUGUAAUGUCCUCGGGACGUUACAGGGCCGUCCUGCAACAACAUCCCCGGGAUGUCACGGGGACGUCAGGAGGACGUUCCCCUAACGACCCUGUAAUGUCCUCGGGACGUUACAGGGUCGUCCUGCAACAACAUCCCCGGGAUGUCACGGGGACGUCAGGAGGACGUUCCCCUAACGACCCUGUAAUGUCCUCGGGACGUUACAGGGUCGUCCUGCAACAACAUCCCCGGGAUGUCACGGGGACGUCAGGAGGACGUUCCCCUAACGUCCCUGUAAUGUCCUCGGGACGUUACAGGGUCGUCCUGCAACAACAUCCCCGGGAUGUCACGGGGACGUCAGGAGGACGUUCCCCUAACGUCCCUGUAAUGUCCUCGGGACGUUACAGGGUCGUCCUGCAACAACAUCCCCGGGAUGUCACGGGGACGUCAGGAGGACGUUCCCCUAACGUCCCUGUAAUGUCCUCGGGACGUUACAGGGCCGUCCUGCAACAACAUCCCCGGGAUGUCACGGGGACGUCAGGAGGUCGUUCCCCUAACGACCCUGUAAUGUCCUCGGGACGUUACAGGGACGUCCCGCAAUAACGUCCCCGUGACGUAAUGAUAACCCUACACAAUGACAUUUACCGGAUGUUCGGAGAGGACCGUUAGGGGGACGUGCUGGGGACGUGUUUUGUUUGCUGGGAAAGCCCAAAAAGAGCCCCAGUAAUGACAGCAACAAAAAAUCAAAAUACCAAAAAAAUACAGCUGCAAGCACUGCAGCCCUUAGCACAACCAUGAAAGUCUCCCAAACGUUGAGCCGUGCAGACCCCACACUCUCCCCCACCAGGUCAGCCCCGACAUCACACACACCUCUGUGUAAACGAUGAGAUUAAACAUUCUACACAUAAGAUGGAGACAAGUCAAUGUCAAUAAAUUUGGUCUAAGCCAUCACUUCAUACAAACAAAACAGGGAAAGACAGGAUGUCUCGUCCAGUUCUCCUUCGGCCCACGCACGCACGCGCACGCACGCACGCGCGUCAGGAAAGUCGUAAAGCUUCUUUGGGGGCCAUGGAUCAUCUCAACAAAACCAGUCUCAAUCAACAGCCACCUCAAGUCUAAAAGAGUCACCCACCCGGGAACUAGUCACACCACAGCGAA